AUGGCCAUGACGAAGGAAUUUGAAGGUCUGGACAAGGUCAUGAUCGACUUCUCCUACGUCGGUAGGGACCUACAUGGACUGGCUUACCAGAAGGACGAAGAUACCGUAGAGGGGAGGCUCUUUGACGCAUUAGACAAGGUCAACAUGCUCAAGGACUUGGUAAGCAGUCGCUACGAAAGAGCCGCAAGAACUGACAAGGGUGUCCACGCUCUGCACAAUUACUGCUCAUUCUUUGUCGAUCCUGGGUUCGUUCUUUCCUUGCCAGACCAUCUGCACAGGUUCUACGAGUUUCUAAAACCGUCCCUCGUGAAAUUUGAGACUGAUGAAGAAAGGAAUCUCUUCAGGCAGACACGCAUCAGCGGAAUGACUAGGCCCAUCAACAAGCAUCUCCCCAAGUACAUUCGUGUCAAUAGCAUAGCCAUUGUGCCUCCGAACUUUAGCGCCAGGGGAGACUGCACCUAUCGAAUUUACAAGUACUACUUUCAACCAGAGAACAUGGACAUUUAUUUGAUGAGAGAAGCCUGUCAAUACUUUGUGGGUCAUCACAAUUUCACUCAGUUUUGUAAAACGGACAAGAGAAAUCCAAAGGAUCCAAAUAAAACCAUUUACUUUUUCGGGAUUGAAAAGUACAAUGAUCUCCUACAUGCGGCUGUGAUCAAGGGGAGUUCGUUCCUAUGGCACCAGGUCCGCUGCAUGAUGGCGGUUUUAUUUCUAGUCGGAAAAGGAACUAUAAACGCUGUGGAAAUCAAAAACAUGCUAGAGAGGCAUGAUGAAGAAAAAAUGAAGUUUGUCUAG
This is a messenger RNA of Theileria equi strain WA, 795 nucleotides long. Its product is annotated as tRNA pseudouridine synthase A, putative. NCBI's taxonomy places the organism in Eukaryota, Apicomplexa, Aconoidasida, Piroplasmida, Theileriidae. The transcript has 7 exons. Gene Ontology annotation, molecular function: RNA binding; pseudouridine synthase activity. Gene Ontology annotation, biological process: tRNA pseudouridine synthesis; mRNA pseudouridine synthesis. Gene Ontology annotation, cellular component: cytoplasm; nucleus. Bases 1 to 795 code for a protein of 264 amino acids. The record is from RefSeq and is a predicted model, not a curated record.